UCUCAUUUUAUCCCUCUCCUUAAAUUCCCACCUCCUCCACCCACGCAGAAAGAAAGAAAGAAAAAAGAAAGCUACCCCAUUAAGCAUUUUCUCUCCACUAGCUAAGAGCUACAGAGAGAUAUGGCUCAAGAAUGCAGUGAGAGCUCUGUGGCUAUCUCUUCCUCUACGCCUUUUGCUGCUGUUGCUGGCUGGUGGGAUCUUCACCAUGCAAGCUCUCUCCCUCCAUGGACUAAUAAUAGUAAUCUUUCCGCUACUACCUGCAGCCCAUGGCACCAGCAGCAACCAAACCCUAGUUCCAACUCCUCUUGUGAAGAGGAUGUUUCCAUGUCUACAUCCUUUACUAAUGCUUCUAAUCACUCCGGCCUAACUGUUGAGUCCUCUCGCCGACUCGUUGAGCCUGCUGCUUCUUCUCCCACCGAGUUCAUGGGAGAACAUGCUUCUGAUAGUCAACUAUGGAGUCAUAUUCUUUUAGGCGUUGGAAGCAAUGGUGAGCUACACAACAUACAAGAUGUUGGAGAAAACUUACUUGAUGCACUAUCAUCCAAAAGCAUCUCAUCUGGGAUAUUCGAACCUGCAUGUGACUACUUGAAGAAAAUGGACGACAACAACUGGGAAUUCACAAACUCUUCUUCCAUUAACAACUUGGAUCAUAAGCAUAUAAACGGUUUUAGCACUGAUCAUUUGAGCUUGGUCGAAAGUGAAAGGGUGACUAAGCUAUCCAACUUGGUAAGCAACUGGACUAUUGCUCCGCCGGAUCCAGGAGUACUAGUUAGCCGCGAGACUAUCGAUCCAAUAACAUGCAACAUAUCAUUGAGUUCUUCUGCAAAUCACUACUCGCAGCCACAAACUUACAGUAAUUCUGCGUCGUGUGAGACGGAAGUGAAUAGAAAAUCUGGUUUUUUAUCGUGUUACGAUGGCCAUGAUCUAAAGCUAGAAAAUGAACAUUGCCAGGUUGAAGCACCUAGUUAUAUCUUUAGAAGGUCAUUUAAUAAUGGUAAUGGUGUUGGAUAUAAUAUUGGCCUUAGUAGCGGCUUGGUGGUGGCUGAUAACAGCAAACACUAUUAUGGAAUGCCGGAUAACACAUGCACAAGUGCAAGAAAUUUCACUGAUGGUAUAGCUUGUAAUGGUCGAUUUAACAAGCCAUCGAUCGAUAUUGAAGGGCAUAAAUACUGCUUUAAAUCCUUGAAUUUAUCUGAUAGCAGAAAGCAGAAGACGGGAAGAGGCCAAGGGAAUACAAGUGAAGGAAAGAAGAAAAGAUCCGAUGACAAGUCGGAGAUGGUCCUCAAAAAGCCUAAGCAUGAGAGCUCUACAGUUUCAUCCGCAAAGAUGCAGGUACCAAAAGUCAAGCUUGGGGACAGAAUCACUGCCCUUCAACAAAUUGUGUCGCCAUUUGGAAAGACUGAUACAGCCUCAGUGCUACUAGAAGCAAUUCAGUAUAUAAAGUUCCUGCAAGAGCAAGUGCAGCUAUUGAGUAGUCCUUACAUGAAGAACAAUUCACGCAAGGAUCCAUGGGGAGUCUUGGAAAAGAAAGACGAGGGAGAUGUAAAAGUUGAUCUCAGGAGCAGGGGUCUUUGUUUAGUUCCUACUUCAUGUACCCCUCAAAUUUACCAUGAGAACACAGGAUCAGAUUACUGGACACCGACAUAUAGAUCAGGAUGCCUGUAUAGAUUAAAUAAUUACUGAGUCCAUGAUGUGUUUUUUGUUAGUUUCUACAAAUGUAACUUGAUCAGAAGUGAUCGACAAGUUGCUCAAGAAUUAUUAUUAUUAUGAAAAAAAUGGCAAGAACUUUAGAUAAGUGAUUUGUUUAACA
Messenger RNA from Hevea brasiliensis (rubber tree), 1810 nucleotides. RefSeq lists its product as uncharacterized. The record is from RefSeq and is a predicted model, not a curated record. Gene Ontology annotation, molecular function: DNA-binding transcription factor activity, RNA polymerase II-specific; RNA polymerase II cis-regulatory region sequence-specific DNA binding; protein dimerization activity. Gene Ontology annotation, cellular component: nucleus. Lineage: Eukaryota; Viridiplantae; Streptophyta; Magnoliopsida; Malpighiales; Euphorbiaceae. The transcript has 7 exons. Bases 121 to 1683 code for a protein of 520 amino acids. Gene Ontology annotation, biological process: regulation of transcription by RNA polymerase II.